Bolinopsis microptera is the source of this 3647-nucleotide messenger RNA. Its product is annotated as mucin-1-like. The transcript has 9 exons. Gene Ontology annotation, molecular function: protein binding. The record is from RefSeq and is a predicted model, not a curated record. The coding region runs from base 921 to 2702 and encodes 593 amino acids. Lineage: Eukaryota; Metazoa; Ctenophora; Tentaculata; Lobata; Bolinopsidae.
AAAUAUUGCUGCUUUUAGUGUGCUUGGUUUCAUUGUGGUGGCUGAGUUUCAUCGCUGUCUUUUGAUCAAUCACUUGUGAUGUUUGAGUUGACUCUUUGCUAGUUUAACUGUUUCAUAUUGUAUCUUAAAUAGACAGACAAGCUGUCUCAAUUUGUGAAAUUCAUUUAACAUUUUUGUUUCAAAGAAUGCUCAGUCUGAGUAAAUAACUUUCCAUUAUUCUUUCUUACUUAUUCAGAACGAAUAAUCCCGCUCAUAAUCAAAUGAUAAUCGUAAUAAUUUAUGAUUUAAACGACUGCACGUACACAAGUAUGAUAAUAUGUUCGGAUAAGCAUAGAAUCAUAUACUUGUGUAUAAUGUCGGUAGCUUCAAAGCAUAAUUGAUUCGUGAAACACUUUUGUUUUCUGUGUCCACCCCGAUGAGAUGAAGUGUUAGCAAGAUUAUCCAGAUAAUGCCGCGUGGUUUGAGUUAAUUGAAGCAGAAAACACUUUAUUCACGCAACAAUGCAUUUUGUUGCGUGGAUUUCUUAGCCCUUAAUUCGCCGUAUUUUGGUCUCCAUUAUGCAAAUUAAAGAUUCGCACUCGAUACAUUAAGUAUCUUUUGAAUUCAAGUUUUUUACAUAACUUUGGUGAACUUUUUGACAGAACGGGGCAUUGUUUUAUAAUUGCGAUAUUUAACCAAGAAUUUACCGCGUUGUAAUAAAUUUUGGGCUUUGGAUAAUAUAUCACAGCUGGUCAUGGAGUGAAUAGAAUUUCCCUUUUCACUCCAGUACGGCUUCCUUCCUGGUACCUCAGUUCAGCAACUGUUAGGGGAUUUAAACUCGACUGCAGGACGUUUAGAUAACUUCUUACAAUAUCCUGGUAUAACUGUGAUCAUCUUUAAAUCACGGUGUAUACUAUAUAGGUGUCGAAGAACUGAAAGAAAUGGGUGUUCAGAAGAUGGGUAAACGGCUGCUAGUGAUAAAGAAGCUAAAAGCACUCAUGAAUAACGGACAAUCUGGACAAAGUGACUCUGGUGUAGAGGCUGAAGGUGGAAGUUUCUCCUCUCCCGACUGUUCCCCGAAACCUCCCUCUGAGAAAUCCCUCCACCCCACCACCUCCAGUCCCUCUCCUCGUCUCUCUCCUCCUCUCACUCGUACCUCCUCCAGUCCUCUCCACUCCGCAAGCAGUCCUGGAAAAGCUCUCCUCUCUUCUCCUGCCUCCCCACUAACACACCCUCUCCUCCCCUCCUCCUCCCCCUCCUCUCCUCCUGUCCAGAUAAAAAGGAGUCCUAUCAGCUCUCCUCCUCUACAUCUCCUUACUUCCUCCUCCUCUAGUCUGGGUCUUAUCAGUGCCAACUCUCCUCCGGCUAUGAGUGUUAUGAUGAACAUCGCCUCCCCUCCUAAACCGAUGAUACCGACUCCACUGAACCCCAUUAUCAGUAGCCCCAGCAAUGUUAUACGAGCUCCUAUCGCCCACAUCCCCUCUCACCUGGAUUUGUACCAUGUUCCUAAGAGGAUGAGACUGUCACCUCCCAGCUUCGCUCCAACUAUGCUACACUCCACUGUCUCCAGCCCGAUAAACGGAUCUCUAGAAGAGGCACUGUCUAAACUUAACAGUUACUCUGAUAUGGCACGAGCCCUUUCUCAACACUCCUUAGCUUCUUCAGUCAGGUCUCUACUGGGAGUGGCCGCCAACCCAGCUGAUAACCAUCAGAAGAUCCUGCCCGGACAAGUCCUGAAACCCAUCCCCCAGAUCUCCUCGGUAACGGGCUGUUACCGUGACAACGACUCCGCACGUGAUGUGUCACGUGAUGCUGCCUCACUUUCACCCGUCAGUGCUCCCUCUUCCACGACGCUCAGUGACAUGAUGCUGGACAUAAAACCGAGCAUGAUAAACAACGUGAACAGUAUCUUCUCUAAAGUUAGGGCGGCGGAACAGCAGGAGAAGAUAAGCUCGACAGAUCACACGCCCCCCACUAUCAGCGUUGGAGAUAAUAUCUUCCAGGUAAACUGCCGAGGGAAGCUGACCCGUGAGUCCCAAGAGCGGCUGAAACAAGUGAACCCCCGUCUCCACUCCCACUACCUCACUAAGAGGAACCUGAUCAAAAGAGCUUGUAGGACUGUCUUCAGAGACCCUCCUCCUUUCUUUUAUACUGAUGCGGACCGGAACUCACAGGAAGACCUCCAAGUCCUCGAACAGCUCACAGAGAAACUAGCCCCAGUCUGCUGCAUCCCUGAGCUCUGUUUCGGAAUACAAGGUAUUCGUAACCAUAUUAUAGACUCGUGCAGGGAACGCAGACGAGAGUGCAAGCGUCAAAGCUACCGUCCCUCUAAAGCCCGCCCUGCUGGGCACCUCUACAACAGCGACGGGACACAUAUCACCGACCCGGACGGACAAGGCGGACAGAAAAUGGACGAAGCAAACGAUCUGCCCUACACUUUAUCCCAGGACAGUGCCGACUGUAUUAUCAGAGUCCUGUUUAACGUGGAGAGCGUGUAUCACGUUAGGAGGAGUGUGCAUCUUAUCCCCAUCACUAAGAGAUUGGGGCUGUCCCAGCGUGUCGAUAAGAACUGGAUGAUAAUGGCGAUAGCACAGGCCCUGCUUAAUAAUGGGUAUAUCACCUUCAAGGCUGGCGUGGAUCUGGAGCAUCUGGGACCGAGUGAUUUCUAUUUGGAUGUGCCGGAUGAGUUGACGUGCACCGCGGAGGAGAUUGAUGUUAACUGAGGAGAAAGAUCUGGAAUUAUGAGAUUAUUGUUGCUAUGGUGAUAAACAAGGAUUUUGAGAUUUGUCCAGGAGAGAUUGGAAGGAUUGUGAUGGAAUCUCAGGAGUUCUGAUGUUGAAUUGAUGAACAAUGUUGUGAAAAUGAAUGGAACUAUGUUGAUAACGAUUGAAGACUUUAUUUGAUUAUUUGAUUCCGCUGAGAAGAUAAAUGGACUCAACAAUUUGCUGUGAGAUUUAUUAAUGCUGCUUUAUUAACUGACUUGUUGUACAUAACAAUUUAUUUGAUCUAAAGUUUAUUUAGAAUUUCUCUUUUAAAAGUCACGUGAUGAACCGGCUGAUGCUAAUUUUAUCUUUAGUCACGUGAUGUGACGUCAUGUCACGUGGUGUGACGUCACGUCACGUGAUGUGACGUCAUGUCACGUGGUGUGACGUCAUGUCACGUGGUGUGACGUCAUGUCACGUGGUGUUUUUCUCUGUUGAGCAAGUUAUUACAUUGUUUCUUAAUUUCACUUUUCUCUCGUUAAUUAUAACAUUGACAAUUAUGCGCUCGUAAUUGUGGCUUGAUCCAUUUGUCAAGUUGUGACUGCUUUUAGUUUAAUUUAAGUUUAUCAAAUUAUUGAUUUAAGUCGGAAAUCAUCUGUAUUUUGAUAUCUAUCUGAAAACAAUAAAUUCUAUUAGCAUAGAUUAUAUUUAAAUCAUAUUUAAACGUGCCGCCAUCUAUUUUCACUGUUCGAUGACUUUAGUCUGAGAUAUAAAAUAUUCUUUAGUACUUUGACGAGACGCUAACUUAUUGGAGCGCACUUUUAAAUUUGAUAAAUAGUGCUAUUAUUACUAAAUACUAAUUAGUAAUUAGCGCUCAUUACUUAGUUCUGUUGUUAUUUUGAGGCUGUAUUUGAUGUUUAUUUGUUGUAAUAUGUAAAUAUACCUUAUUUUACUUGCGCUAUGUUA